Neomonachus schauinslandi (Hawaiian monk seal) is the source of this 561-nucleotide messenger RNA. It is a transcript of the gene TMCO2, whose product is annotated as transmembrane and coiled-coil domains 2. The coding region runs from base 1 to 561 and encodes 186 amino acids. The record is from RefSeq and is a predicted model, not a curated record. NCBI's taxonomy places the organism in Eukaryota, Metazoa, Chordata, Mammalia, Carnivora, Phocidae. Gene Ontology annotation, cellular component: nucleus. The transcript is spliced from 2 exons.
AUGUCAACAUCUUUUCCUUCAUCUUCAUCUGUCUGGGACAACAUCAUAGAUUAUCUUUCUCUGAGCUCGAUAUGGAAUUGGCUACAAGCAAGUCUUCUGGGAGAGACUAGUCCACCUCAGCAAACAAAUUUGGGUCUACUAGAUAAUUUUGCUCCAACUGUGCAAGUUAUCCUGGGGAUUUCCUUUUUGCUUUUGUUGGGAAUAGGAGUAUAUGCCUUAUGGAAACGAAGUGUUCAGUCAAUUCAGAAAAUAUUGUUGUUUGUAAUCACCCUCUACAAACUUUACAAGAAGGGCUCAGAUUUUUUUCAGGCUUUGCUGGUCAGCCCAGAAGGGAAUCAUCUCCCAAUUCAAGACAAUAAUCUCUUUCUGUCCUUGGGUCUGCAAGAGAGAAUUUUGAAAAAACUUCAGGCAGUGGAAAACAAAGUGAAGGACCUGGAGGGGAUGAUCAUUUCCCACAAACCUGCCAUGAAGAGGGAUUGCUCCUCAGAGCCUUACUGCAGCUGCUCUGACUGCCAGAGCCCCUUGCCCACAUCAGGGUUCACGUCCACGUCUGAAAUGUGA